UGAUGUAAUCGUUGCAGGUGUUGCGAGUUCAUCAGCAGUUUCUUAUCACUCAAGUGUGCUAGUUGAUAUGGAUUUUACUAUUCCUUUCCAAAUUGUUCUUGUAAGUUGUAUGAUUAUUAUUUGGUCAUUCUAACCCUUUUUCUAUUAAUUUCUUCAACAUAUGUACGUAGAUAUUCAAGUUUCUUUUUCUAUCCAUGCUGUCGUUUGUACCUUCUCGUAUCGUAUAUAUACCUAGUACAAAAGUGGUGUGUAUUUUGCAGCGUGUAUUCGAUUUGAAUCAAGUCAGUAGUUUGUAGUUUUCUGCCUGAACUAUGGCUUCAUAUUUUACUAGCCGUUUCACGAUAUUUCGGUUACCUACUAUUCUAGUGAAACAUAUGAAAAAUGUAUCCACACUGCAAAGAAGUUCGGGCAGAUUGUCACCUCAGCAACGAUAUUGUUAUAGUACAAAGGUUCCGAAAAGUACGAAAGAUUCCCCAGUUGUUCCUACAGGGAAUAAGAUUUUGUCGGACUCUCGAAAUGAAUACCUUACCAAACUUCCUGAAACAAAAGAGGAGGCAAUCAUGUUCGUUGGGAUGUUACGCCACCAUUUGGCUGAAAAGGAGAAGCAAAUCCGUUACAUGAAGCCAUUACUUUCGAUUAGAAGAAAAAUAGAGACCUAUGAAGUGUUGCUAGCGCCCGAACUAACACAAAGAGAUCCAGACUCUUUCUUCAAUCUUGAUCAUAUCAUCCAUAGUCGCAACUUCAUGGAAUUUCACGAAGCGAAGUGGAAAGUCAUUAUAGCCAAAGAUGAUUCCAGCGUAUCUAGAUUAAAAGAUUUAAUUAAUAAUAGUAAGAUUGUUUCGGAAGACGUUUUCUGCAGAAUAAUGGGCAGUUUUUUUUCCUUCGCAUGUGGCAACAUCCCUUCGCUUCCAUUGAGUAGUUAUUCGCCAGAGGAAAUGGAGGUCAUCCUACGAGACCACUAUGAAAUUUACGAUCCUAUGACGAUCAGUUGUGUAACCGAUGUGUUAAUGCACUUAUAAUUAUUAUCAUUUCAAGUUGAAUAAUCUUGUUUUUCGAUGUACUUAAUGUUACUAUUCCCAAUAUUCAAAUACAAGAUGUGACCACUAAAAGGAAACAUUCCUCAGACGGAAGAAACACCGCAUUGUGACUAUAAGUAGUUGUUAAUUACAGAAUAUGAAUUCAUUAAAAUGAAUAUUAAUACUGAUAAAAUUUCUUAAUUAAAAAUUUAUCUUUUAGGAUGAAAUGAUUUUUCAAAACACAGUUUAGUAAAGUAAAGAUAGGCCUUUUUGAGCGUACAUUUCAUUGACAAAAAGUAAAAUGAUUGGAAUCACAGUAUUUUUUCUUACUGCUUCGCAUGUUGCUGCAGCCGAAGUAGCAGGACCGAGGUACUCUUACUUCAAGGACGAGAAUCCUUACUUUUUAUUCUCUCAUAGAACACCUUACAAUAUCACUGCUAAUACUUUCGCAAUACCUAUCAAGUUUCCAACAUGUACUCCUGUUUACAUUUGGUCUUACAUUCGACAUGGAACUCGAUACCCUGAUAAAGAUUUGAUCCUGAAAAUCAAGGAAUUGCCGUCAGUGAGGGAUGAUGCUGUGAAAUUUCACGAAAGCGACAAAGGAGGAUUACAUCCCUUGGAUUUGACGAAAUUGCAAAAAUGGCAAUAUAAUCCUUUGUUAGAGCAUUACGACGUAGCAGGUGAACUGACCAUGGAUGGAGUGAGAGAAAUACGAGAACUAAGUAAAUGGUUCAAAUUGUCGCUAGAUAAAUUAUUGAAUUACAAGAAAUCGGAAAACUUUGUGUUUCAGACAUCAGAUGCUAAUCGUUCUAUUGAAAGUGGCAUCCAUUUUGUGAACAUUUUACUCGACACAACUGGUUAUAACAGAUACGAAAAUAAUGAAAUUCGCAAAAAUAAAAAAUUACUUCGAUUAACUGAUAACUGUCCAAAAUAUCGAGCAGAAGAAGAGAAACCUUCGGUAUUACAAGAAUUAAACCUGUUUAAAGUUUCUGCCGAAAUGAAUAAGACUCUACGCGAUGUUAGCAGAAGACUUGGAUAUGAUACGAUUCUUCCUUAUGAUGUUGUGGAAGCAAUAUACGUUUGCUGUGCUUAUGAAAGUGGCACGAAUCGAAAAUUCAAAUCUCCUUUCUGCUCGGCUCUUCGUAAAGAAGAUUUUAAAGUUUUCGAAUACAGAGAAGAUUUAGAAAUGUAUUGGAAAAAAGGAUAUGGGAACCAAUUCACUGAAAAAGUGGCUUGCCCACUUGUACGAGAUAUGAUGAGAUCGCUUCAGUUCAUGGUGGAAAGAAAUUCAACGUCGAGAAAUGCUAUCAGAGGAUCAUUUUAUUUUGGUCAUCUAGAAAUGAUAAUGGCAAUGUUUGUGAAAUUCGGAUUAUGUUUCGAAGAAGAGCCUUUAAGGCAUGACAAUUAUGAAAAAAUGAAAGAAGAUCGUAAAUGGAGACUUUCGUAUAAUGGAACAUUUGCUUCAAACCUGAAUGCAAUAUUACUUUCGUGUACUUCAAAAAAACUCUCCGAAAGAUACCAUGUGGUAUUUUAUUUUAACGGUCGAGAAAUUGUCUUGCCCAAGUGUGGGAAGAGUCCUUGUCCAUGGAGUGAACUUAAAUCACAUUUUGAAACGGUUUUCGAUGAAAGUCAAUGUAAUGCUGAUUUCUGUAAUGAAUGAUCGAGUCAGUGAAUUUGUACUUUUGAUUAAUACUCCAUCUUAUUUACGUUAUCAGUAUUACAUUUCGUUUAUAAUAUUGUUA
This is a messenger RNA of Planococcus citri (citrus mealybug), 2758 nucleotides long. RefSeq names its product multiple inositol polyphosphate phosphatase 1-like. The transcript has 12 exons. NCBI's taxonomy places the organism in Eukaryota, Metazoa, Arthropoda, Insecta, Hemiptera, Pseudococcidae. The coding region runs from base 1318 to 2676 and encodes 452 amino acids. Gene Ontology annotation, molecular function: inositol phosphate phosphatase activity; acid phosphatase activity. The record is from RefSeq and is a predicted model, not a curated record.